Molecule: messenger RNA, 543 nt
Organism: Akanthomyces muscarius
Lineage: Eukaryota; Fungi; Ascomycota; Sordariomycetes; Hypocreales; Cordycipitaceae
Exons: 1
Coding region: 1-543 (180 amino acids)
Source: RefSeq, a predicted model, not a curated record
AUGGCCGGAUUGAAGGUCGCUGUGAUUGUAGACCAAGCGCGACACGGGUUUUGGCUCGCGGCCGAUAGCCAUGCCCGCCCCGACCUGCUGAUAGACAACAGCGAUCCGAGCCGGGCAGUUCAAAUACUAUCGGCGACAAUAGGUGAUAAGCUUCAUUUUGGUAUCGAUACCAGUGGAAAAGAUAGCGCUUCGUUCCUUCUGAAGGCUCUGCAGAGAAGUGGCCACUCGCAUCAAUCACCGUCACCCCCACCGACCCCGCCAUCACGAACUAAAAGACGGGCGCAUUUGAUCGGCCUCGCCGGUUUACCAAAGGGUGAACACUCUAAAGACUUGCAACUGCACUCUGUCCCUUUGAAGCUGUUCCACGAGGUGCCUGAAGUCGGCAAGGCUCUGAGUGAGUGGAUGGAGAGGCUGCUGCACAGUGGUCAAUUGCGAGCGCCAAGGAUCUUGGGAAACCACUUUGGUCUUGCUGAUGUGAACAACGCGCUUGACCGUAUGAGAAAUGGAGAGAUUCGUGGUGGGAAGCUUGUUGUCACUGUGUAG